Messenger RNA from Entelurus aequoreus (snake pipefish), 4004 nucleotides. RefSeq names its product transmembrane protein 120Aa (gene tmem120aa). Bases 174 to 1352 code for a protein of 392 amino acids. Gene Ontology annotation, cellular component: membrane. Gene Ontology annotation, biological process: fat cell differentiation. The transcript has 12 exons. The record is from RefSeq and is a predicted model, not a curated record. NCBI's taxonomy places the organism in Eukaryota, Metazoa, Chordata, Actinopteri, Syngnathiformes, Syngnathidae.
CUUGGUCAAGCUUUCGAUCCUAGCGGCAAUAAACAGAAGUCGUUUCCUGUGCUGUUAUUACACGGAUGUAUUUAAAGUGGUAGACAACGAAGUAUAAAUUUGUUUCGAGAAGUGUGCGUAAAAUAUACCACCAAACUAGUCCAUAAGAAGUCUUGGUGCGUGCACUUGCUCAAAUGACAGCCAUAAUUCGUUGCUUUAUUUGGAAAGGUUUACCCGGAAGUAGUCGGAGGAAAUACUGUUGCGGAACAACUGUUGCACACACUCAUCACACGAACAUUUCACCAACUCCUGGACGCUUUGGCGACAUGUCGUUCAGUCCAGCCGGCGUGUCGGAGUGUUUUCGAGAAUGGGGUGACAUAGAGAAGGACUACCAACAAAUUCAAGACACCCAUCGCCUGUACAAACUGAAACUUGAGGAGGUCACCAAACUGCAAGUCAGCUGCUCCACCGCCAUCGAGCGUCAGAGGAAGAAGCUGAAAGAUCUUUCUGCAUCACUAAAAGAAUGCAAAGUCAAACAUCCAGAGCUCAAGUUAAGUCGGCAGGAAGAGGAGUCCAUCGCCGACAUCAAGAUGUCAAUCGAAGAGAGAGACAACGCCUUCUCCGAGAUGGAAGCCUUCCUGCCAAAGAAGAACGGGUUGUACCUCACGCUGGUUUUAGGAAACGUCAACGUCACGCUCCUCAAUAAGCAGUCCAAGUUCGCCUACAAAGACGAAUACGAGAAAUUUAAGCUGGUCCUCACCGUCAUCCUCUUCCUCUUCUCCUUCACCUGUCGCUUUUUGUUCAGCUACAGAGCCUUAGACGCCUUGUUCAACUUCCUGCUGGUGUGGUAUUACUGCACGCUCACCAUCCGCGAGAGCAUCCUCAUCAACAACGGCUCAAGGAUCCGAGGCUGGUGGGUGUUCCAUCACUACGUGUUCACCUUCCUGUCUGGAGUCAUGCUCACGUGGCCGGAGGGGACUUUGUACCAGAUGUUCCGGAACCAGUUCCUCUCGUACUGCUUGUAUCAAAGCUUUGUACAGUUUCUACAGUACUACUAUCAGAGUGGCUGCUUGUACAGAUUACGAGCUCUGGGAGAACGACACAACAUGGACCUCACCGUCGAGGGCUUCCAGUCGUGGAUGUGGCGAGGACUCACCUUCUUGCUGCCUUUCUUGUUCUUUGGUCACUUCUGGCAGCUCUACAACAGCGUCACACUUUUCAAGAUGUUCCAGCUCCCCGAGUGCAAAGAGUGGCAGGUUUUCAUGUGCGGCUGCUCCUACAUGGUGCUCUACCUGGGGAACUUCUUCACUACACUGGGCGUGGUCUACCAGAAGUACAGGCAGAACCGGGACAACAAGCCCAAGUCCUUGUAGGACCCUGUCGGGAUGCAUAUUUUUUUUGCUACAGGUUCCAGGUGGACAAUGACACGGCUAUCUGUAUUUUUUAUCCGGCUGACCGCCAUAAUUAUGACAUGCUGUCACAUUCACUUCAGGUGCCGCUGCUACAGCUUGGAAUAAUCACAAAUAAGGAAGCAACGCCACAAAAAAAGUUUGUAACACAACAAUAUUUCCUCCUCAAAAGUCGCUCACAGUCAUGCACGCUAAUAAUACACUCAAAAAAGUGAAACAUUUAAGUAAUAAUCCAUUAAGUUGCUUUGAAGUAGUGCUUCUCAAAUACUUUCUGUUACGCACCCCCCAAGGAAGAAGAAAAUAUUUUGCGCCCUCCCCUCCACCGUGACUAUAAAUACUAUAAUUCGUAUAUAAAAUUGUUGUAACUGUACCUCUGCACAACACUGUCAGCUUAUUAACAAUAAAGGAAACAACACACCGGUCUCUCCUCGUCUCCCAUUGUGGUUACAGGGAAGCCAAGUACUACAUACACUUUAUCAUAUUAAAAAAAAGCAUGUUCCCCUGGCAUAUCGCAUCUCGCCCCCCCAGGGGGACCUGCCCCACUAUUUGAGAAGGACUGCUCUGAAGCAAGAUAGCAUCAGUUGACAGGUCUCAUUAGUCGCCGUCUGACGCCACUCCCACGCCGCGUCAGCGGGGCAUCAAAACACACCUUGCUUAAAUGCAAACACACUUAAUAUGCAAAUAUAUUGUUUUGAUGUAUUUGAUAUGAUAUAUCAUGUAAAUCAGGUCUGGGCAAUUAUUUUGACUCGGGGUGGGGGCCAAAUUUAGAGAAAAAAAAUUGUCUGGGGGCCAGUAUAUCUAUUUUUAGGAACACUAAUACAAAACCUCACAAUAAUGUCUGAUUGAAUGCUAAAAACGUUAUGACAGACCGCCUUAAAAAACGGAAUGGAAUUUUUAAUUGUUUUAACUGAAUGAGACACCCAGAAUGUACAUGAAAAUAAAGAAUGUGGGAUUUACAAUAUUAACUAUGAACAAUAAAACACUGAAUAUUGACAACAUAUGAACGCCACACCCCCUCUCCAUCCACAUAUUUUACAAUCAAGCAAAACCCAACAAAAAUGCAACACAAACAGCGAAAUAUGAACGCGAAGGGUAAAAAAACCAACCCCACCUACAAUCUGAUAUAUUUGAUAUGUCACUAAGCUUUAGAACUUUGUUGUAAAAAUCUCUUUCGGCGUGUGUCCCUGACACCCAGGCUGACCACUCUGGAAACACUCUGUGGAAAAGCUCCCCACCCACACUGCUUGGUGCCUGGUCUGAGCUGCUGUCACUUAGAUUACCAUAGUAACUAAUUAGUAGAGAUGUCCGAUAUUAUCGGCCGAUAAAUGCUUUAAAAUGUAAUAUCGAAAAUGAUCAGUAUCGUUUUUUUUUAUUAUCAGUAUCGUUUUUUUUUUUUUUUUAAUUAAAUCAAUUUAAAAAAACACAAGAUACACUUACAAAAAAAAACCUCCCUCCCCUCAUUCACACAAAAGGGUUGUUUCUUUCUGUUAUUAAUAUUCUGCUUCCUACAUUAUAUAUCAAUAUAUAUCAAUACAGUCUGCAAGGGAUACAGUCCGUAAGCACACAUGAUUGUGCGUGCUGCUGGUCCACUAAUAGUACUAACCUUUAACAGUUAAUUUUACUCAUUUUCAUUAAUUACUAGUUUCUAUGUAACUGUUUUUAUAUUGUUUUACUUUCUUUUUUAUUCAGGAAAAUGUUUUUAAUUUAUUUAUCUUAUUAUUUUUUUUAAAAAGGACCUUAUCUUCACCAUACCUGGUUGUCCAAAUUAGGCAUAAUAAUGUGUUAAUUCCACGACUGUAUAUAUCGGUAUCGGUAAUUAAGAGUUGGACAAUAUCGGAUAUCGGCAAAAAAGCCAUUAUCGGACCUCCCUACUAAUUAGAUUACCAUAGUAACAAGUAUAUCAUGCAAAAGCACAGAUUCCAACUUUGUGUAGUUCAAGACUUACAGUAAUUUAAAAACAUCAGUGCACAUCAUAAUGGCAGCUACAGUUUCCACCUUAAAGAUCUAAAAAAAAUUAUUUGGGAAUGUCCGGCGGGCCAGAUUGCGUAACGGACCGCAUGCAGCCCGGGCCUUAAUUUUCCCAGGUCUGAUGUAAAAAGUCUGUGCCCUGCACAUGAAUACAUACAUAUGAUUAUUAUUACAUCAAUAUUAUUUCCAGCUGAGUGUAAUAAUGAAUAGAAACACAGUGAUGGAUCUGUGUGGUCUGACAAAAUGAUGACAUAACUGCACUGCCAACGUAUUUGACUUGUUAGAGACUUCUUCCCUGCUGUGAGAUGUUACAUGAUGUUGGUGGUGUACAACAUCUCGUGCUAAUGAAAAUGCAUCUUUUCACAUCUUUAUUUACACCAAUUCCAUACAUUUAAUACCGGUAUCCAUAGAGAAUGUUUGUAUCGGCAUCGAUAAAAUCCUAACGAUGUACAUCCGUCAUUGUCCCUGUCAACCAUUUGGCCGUCACGCUCGUCGGUGCACAUUUUUGUUGCUCAAAGCUGUGGAAGAAUGUUACUCACCUGUCAAAACUACAUUUCUGUUGUUUGACUCUCAGCUGCUGCCAAGUAGUAAUAAUAAUAUUGUUGUUAUAUGUGCCUUCCCAAAAGUGCUGAAUAAAAACAGUCCUUC